AUGAUCCAGAUCGGCAGAAAGAGGCCUACAAGUGUGGGGGGUCUGAAGCAGGCGCCCUCGGUUCAUCACAGGCGUAAAGGCGGACCAGUGGAGGCGGAGUGCGGGGCCAUUUUCACCCGGAGGACGUCGGUGCAGCCGUGGGAGAGGACUCCUGAGCCAUGGUGGAUAAUUACAGCUGAUGGAGGAGAUGAGAGGAGGAGGAGGAGGUGGUGGUGGGGGGAGUCACCACAGGCAGCAGUAGCAGCAUCCCCGGCCGGUGCUGCUCCUACUGCUGGCCCGCAUCCAGCAUCCUCUUCUUCUUCGUCGGGAGAGCACAGUGCUGCUCCGCCACAUGACAAACACGGAACCGGACGUAGACCACCCGAGAAAAAAAACACUCGUCGAUGUUUUUAG
Messenger RNA from Xyrichtys novacula (pearly razorfish), 393 nucleotides. The record is from the annotation of a GenBank genome assembly. Lineage: Eukaryota; Metazoa; Chordata; Actinopteri; Labriformes; Labridae.